Liolophura sinensis is the source of this 3915-nucleotide messenger RNA. RefSeq names its product resistance to inhibitors of cholinesterase protein 3-like. Lineage: Eukaryota; Metazoa; Mollusca; Polyplacophora; Chitonida; Chitonidae. The coding region runs from base 13 to 1191 and encodes 392 amino acids. The transcript is spliced from 6 exons. Gene Ontology annotation, cellular component: intracellular membrane-bounded organelle; neuronal cell body; neuron projection. The record is from RefSeq and is a predicted model, not a curated record. Gene Ontology annotation, biological process: protein localization to cell surface; synaptic transmission, cholinergic.
CUGACAGGCUUGAUGAUGUCGACAGCAAGAACUGUGGCAGUUUUUGCCAUAAUUGUUGGCUGUUUCGCGGUUUUGUACCCAAGACUUUUUCAUCCAUUUGUAGUCCGACUAUUUGGUGGACACAAGCCAUCUGGAUCAGAAGUUCCACUCCAUCCUCCAGGCCAUGGGAGGCGACCAGACAUGAGAAAACCAGGAGAAGGGGAAGAUAUCAGGAGCCAUAUACGGCCUGGGCCUCAUCCUGGAUUGAGGGCUGCUGCAGAAAUGAGGCAACAACAACAGCAGCAAGGGGGAGGUGGGCGUGGCAUGAUGGGUGUGGUCUUACCAAUGUACGCUGUGGGCAUUGUGCUCUACCUUAUCUACACCAUAGUGAAGGUGUUUUCAAAGCGACAAGAAUCUCAAAGGAGUGAAUCAGAAAGGCCGUCUCAGUUCAGAGACUUCAGCUAUGAGCAGCGAGAGGAUAAGUUCACAUUUGGAGAUGAUUUUGAUGGAGAGGAUGACUACAAGGAGUUUAUGAGUAAAAGACAAAAACAGAAGGAACUCGAGAAACUGCUGCUAAAGGCUGAUGACAGACAUAUCAGUGAGUCGUUAUCGGAGUAUGAAAUGCGCCAGCUUCAGAAGAGACUUGAGGAGACAGAAGCCCAGAUGUCACGAAUCCUGCAGGCCAUGCAGACUGUAACCGAGAAGGUGGAUGAGCAAGGAACAUCGGAAGGCAGUGGUAAACAAGAAAAGAGCCAAAACGAUCAAAAACCUCAGGCUGCACCUCCAGCAACUGAUAAAGCUCAGAGCAAGGACCCUAAAGACAUUUCAGACACUCAGGAGGACAAGGGAGACAAAUCCGUUGACUCCACACCUGAUACCGACUCCUUUGAGGUGGUCAGCAAGACGGGUAGCAGCAGCUUCAGCGUCAUCUCCACGCCCACUGAUGAGGAUGCUCCGCCCAUUCCACCCUCAGAAGCCACAGAAUCUUCAGACCACACUCAGAAAGCUGCAAAUUCUAAUUCAUCCCUUUGGGAGGAGUUUGAAAAGGCGGUGCCAGAGGAUGACAUUGCUGUUCUGUCCACAUGCAAAGCAAACACUGAUGGCAUUGAGGUAGAAAACCUUGGAGCCUUCACGGAAGACAUUGUUGUUGACAAGGAAAACAAAGAGACGGAAGAGUCUUCUGUGAGACAGCGUAAACCAAACCCAUUGUGAAAAAGUAUUUGUUACUGCAACAUUUUAGCAACAGUUAAAGAGAUAAUAUCUUGGCCUGAUUCUACAGAAGUGUAAUGCUUACCACACAAUAUGUCUGAUGUGCCCUUGAGUGUAUUUCCUGGGUUUAAAGGGUUCUCUUUCUAGACUUUGCCACCUUUUUUAUGUGAUGUGUGUAUGGAUAAAAGUUUACGAUGUGUUACAGUAUUGACAUGAGACUCAGGUGUGAAGUACCUGAUCACAGAUCUGAAUUCCAGCCACUGGUUGGUGGGUGUAUGGAAGGUUUAUCGUCAUUUUUCAUGGUAUUCAACAAAUAUCUUUUGUCUGACAAUAUUGUGCAAACUUAGAACUACAUGAAUAUGCAUGUGUCUUAGAAAUCCAAUUUAGCAUUGUAUUAAUAUCUUUGAUGAUCAUUUAAUUGUAUUUAAUUUAUUUGUUACUUAUUAGUCAGGGAUAAGUGUUGUAGCUAUUGCCUCUCAUGUAAAAUCCAUCAGUAAGUAUCUAUCUAACUGGUUGUAUUUUUGAAGUCAUGUCUGAGAUAAUAAAGUAUUUAAACAAUGGUUGAUUUGUGAGGAAGUUGAGUACAAACAGAAUCAAAAACCAAGGAUCAAAAUUCUGAAUGUACUAUGCCAUUUUCUUGAUAUCAGUUGUAAAUUUUUUGUUUGCCAUGAUUCUUGUCAAGAGCUGAAUCCAACCUUUUGUGUCAAAAUACAUAAUUUGGUGGUAACCAUAAAUAAUUUGUGUGUUUGUGAAUAGAUUAAAUUACUCUUUAAUCAGUAAAAGCAUUGUAGAAUACAAAUCCCAUUCACCUGUUAUUGGCACUAUAUAUAUGUGUCAUAAAAUGAACAGGAAUGUAAUGUUAAAACAUUAACUUUGCCAGCACCUGUGUUCUGUCAUCUGUAACUGUUAUGUUGACGCUCUUUCUUUGUGUACAUAUGUAUUCUGUGAUUAUAAGGUAUCCUUAUGGCAAUAUCUUUAAAUUAGAGGUACCCAUUCAGGUUAUGGUAAAUGAGACAUCAAUCUGCAGGGAUUUUGUGGGUAAAUGAAAUCACAUAAUUAUGUUUUUUAUAUUAAUCUUUUGUUAUUUAUGGCGAGAGAGUUUGGAUAGAUUCAGAUCUUUAAAAUAGAGGUAGAAAUUUUGGUUUUUGCUAAGUGAUUAACAAAUCACUUGAUGUGCCUAAGAUGUUUUCGAGUCAAGUUUUCAUGUUUGACCUGGAAAUUAAAAUGAAAUGUUUAUUUUGGCAGCAGUGUGGCAAACAUGAUCUUGUAAUUGUUAGCCACCCUUUUCAUAGUUAAUCGUUUAAUCGCCUAGAGAUUUGCAUUUUUUAAGUGACAUAUUUUGCUUUUUUUGCUUUAUAAGGCCACUUAAGAUGUUUUUUGUGAAGUUUGAUUAAUUCCUUACCAGAAAAGCUAAAUUGCUGUCAUCAAAAGUAUCAUUUUAAAGCCUUUACAUACUUUUUAAUGUUCAUGUUUAUGGAACUUUAGGUGAAAUACAGUAUUUGACAUUUAAAUUGCCUGCAAUAGAAUAGAGCUUCUGUUAACACGUUUAUGUCUUUUACAGUUUUGUGUCCCUUUUGAUAAAUUGGCAGCUAUAGGUAAAAUGUGGGUUUGGUUCGAGUGAAACACAAAUAACACAUUGUCUCCGUAUUAGUUACAACUUAGCCUUUGAUCGCUUUGUGCAAGACACCCUAGAAUAUGUACUUAAAAUAAUUAAUAUGUACAUGUAUGUACAAAUAUAUGAUGAUAAAAUGGUUUGUCUGUACAUGUAGAUGUAUCUGUAUGAUAGCCAAAUGUGGCUGCAUUUCAAAGUCACUCGACAUUACCCAGUACAUGAAUAUCCAACAAAGCUAUGGAACUGAACAUUUGUAUAUGUACAUUACAUUGUACUAGUAUCUGUGAAUUGAGAGGUCUAGUUAGAGACAUAAAGGUAUUAUUCACUCAAGUCCUGGACAUCUACAGUAACCUAGGUUAAGCUGAAGGUGUCUACCAAAUGGAAUAGAAAAUAGUUGUUGGUAUGGUCGUUGAAUCAUUAAUAGUCGGUGAAAUAUCAAUCUCUCAAUUAAUAUCUGCAUCAGAAUUAUUCACUUUGAAUCUUAGUUUUGUUUUAUUUGGUGGAUGAAAUUUACCCGUAGAUAUGUUGGUCAUCAUUUCACAGAAAUAAGGGUUUUGUUUUGAGAGGUUUAUUGUAUUUUCUUAAUGCUAAUGUAUAUUGCAUGUCAUCUGUUACAGUCUCAAGACUUAUUCUAGUUUCCUGUGAGUUAAAUGAAUGCCUUUCUACAGGUAAAAAGUCAUGCACCUUUCAUUGUUUUUUUUUUUUUCUUUUAAGGGAUUGAAUGUCUUGCAUAAAUAGACUGAGAUUUUACUUAUUUAUUUGAUUGGUGUUUUACGCCAUAUUCAAGAAUAUUUCGCUUAUAUGAACAGCGUCCAGCAUUAUGGUGGGAGGAAACCAGGCAGAGCCCAGGCAAAACCCACGACCAUCCGCAGGUUGCUGCAAGACCUCCCAUACACGGCCGGAGAGACUGCACAUAAUGUCUGCCUUGAUAUGAAUGUUGUUUGUAUUUUUAUCGGUGCAUGCUGUCAAACUGUAGUUUUCUCUUCCACUUAUUAAAUGCAGGGGAUAUAGUUUUUUUUACACAUGUUCACAUCAGUUGGUAUUGUAUAUACAUAUUUCAUCUUUUUUAAUUACCCAUCAUGACCAUUUGGAUGUUUUGUGAUAUUUUAUGGACC